Molecule: messenger RNA, 3728 nt
Organism: Harpia harpyja (harpy eagle)
Lineage: Eukaryota; Metazoa; Chordata; Aves; Accipitriformes; Accipitridae
Gene: GPR174
Product: G protein-coupled receptor 174
Exons: 3
Coding region: 1275-2255 (326 amino acids)
Biological process (GO): positive regulation of Rho protein signal transduction; phospholipase C-activating G protein-coupled receptor signaling pathway
Cellular component (GO): membrane
Molecular function (GO): G protein-coupled receptor activity
Source: RefSeq, a predicted model, not a curated record
GUGACACCGCUUCGUGGCACAAGCAUUCAUUUGGAAGAGAAGAGUCCUUGGCUCUGGCCCUGGUUUGCUCCGCAUGAGCUGUGGAAAUCCACUGAAUAAGCAAAUAAUGACCGUGGAGAACCUCCUGGGUUUGGGGAAGCCCAAACUGGACCACGAUCAGGUUCAAUGUGACUUUCUGAAGCCCCCCCAAAGUACCGGGUCCAGGGACCUGCAGCGUAGGGGUAAAAACAUCCAGAUGAGAGCGAAGAACCUUUCCCAGAAAGCUGGAACAGGGAGAGGAAAAUAAUUGCUGAAGCAUCUCGCUUCAUCAGCCUCGUUAGCUCGGUGUCCUUAGCAGAAGGGGACUCCACGAGCAGGCGCUUGCCCGUGGGACCCCGCACCGCUUCAGCUGGGUGCUGCCGGGGUGUCGAGCCCCCCCGGACCCCCCAGCAGCGGCAGCGGGUGAGGCUGCUGUCACCCCAGCAGCCUGGCGGCAAACAGCCAUUGCCGUGCCACGCCGGCAGUUUCCAAAACACCCCGAAACCAACAGCGCCUUUACAUAUAUAGAGAGAUAUAUAUAGGUAGAUAUAUAUAACCACAAAAAAAGAAAGAAAAAGGGUCAGGUCCAGCUCAGACCCACGGGCGGGAGGAGCAGCACGGAAAGCGCUGCCGGCCGGGGAGGGCCCCGCUCCCCUCCUGCGCGGGCGCAGGCUGCUGCUCCCGGCAGUUGCACUUUUGCUUUGCACGUCGAGAGGGGUGGGAUCCGCUGCCGGCACCCGCGGGGUCACACCGGAGCAGCCCGCCGAGACGGCAAAGGCUGCAAAGGAGGAAGAAAAAUAGAAGAGAGGUCCUGGUCAGCAGCACAGCCAAGCCUCCUCCCAAAAGGCUGCGGGGCCACGUCGGUUGUCAAACUCCUGCGUUGAGAGAAGUGGCUGAAAUGCCACCCAAAAGGUGACAGAGGUGCAGCUCUAGUGACAAACUCUCGACUGCUUUGGCACACGACGAUGCAUUUCUCGGUGUGGAUCCCCUCCCUGUCAAUCCUGCAAGCGACUAGAGUAAGGUCUGGUAACUUCUGACAAAGAGCAUGAGCAAAGCACACGAGCAGGACUUUCAUUAACUCACCCACCCCAUAACCAAGCUCCUCCCCAGACUGGACACGAUGAUCUGGUAACCAAAGCCUCACACAUGGAUGCCAGGGCUGAACCUUUUUAUUUAAGCACCGACAACCUGGUUGCAGGACGCGAGUGAGGAACAUGUUAUCAUGCCGGGGCUGAGCACAGAUCUGGAGCACAACCAUGACAAACGGUUCAACCUGCACCGGAACAGACCUCAAGCCCUACUAUGCCAUUACGUACACUUUCAUCCUGAUCCCUGGACUGAUAGGAAACACGUUAGCUUUGUGGGUCUUUUACGGGUACAUGAAAGAGACUAAAAGGGCCGUAAUAUUUAUGAUCAAUUUAGCCAUUGCUGACCUAUCACAGGUUUUGUCCUUGCCCCUGAGGAUUUUCUACUACUUGACCGGGACGUGGGAAUUUGGAGGAGGUCUCUGCAUGCUUUGCUUCUACCUGAAGUACGUCAAUAUGUAUGCAAGCAUCUACUUCUUGGUUUGCAUCAGCGUAAGACGAUAUUUGUUUCUUAUGCACCCAUUCAAAUUCAGUGACUGCAAACGCAUCUGUGAUGUGUAUAUCAGCAUCGUUGGGUGGGUCGUGGUCUGCGUUGGCUGUUUGCCUUUCCCGCUUCUCAGACUUCACCAGGAUGCUAAAAACACCUGUUUUGUGGACCUCCCCGUAAAGGAAGUUGACCUUCCCAUCUCCAUUGCAAUGAUGACGAUAGGUGAAUUGGUGGGGUUUGUAACACCCCUACUCAUCAUCCUAUACUGCUCAUGGAAGACUAUCUUAUCACUAAAAGAACAAAAUUCUGCUUCACAUGACCUCGGAGAGAAAAAAAAGGCUUUAAAGAUGAUUCUCACCUGUGCUCUGGUAUUUCUGAUUUGCUUUGCACCGUAUCAUAUCAGCUUUCCACUAGAUUUCUUUGUCAAAACCAAAAAGAUUAAAAAUGGGUGCGUCCAGAAGGUGAUCUCGGUGUUUCACGUUGUAGCUUUGUGCCUUGCCAGCUUGAACUCCUGCGUGGACCCAGUCAUCUACUACUUUACUACAGAUGAGUUCAGGAGACGCCUUUCCAGGCAGGAUUUGCAAGACAGCAUUCAGCUCCACAACCUCAGUUACGUGAGGAAGCAUUCCAGAGAUGUGCUCAGGGAGGACGCCAUGGACUACUAGCGCUGGCCUUCCCCAAACGGUUGCCAGGACUUCAAAUGUUCACUAUAUUUUGGGGGUUGGCCCAAUUUUUUUUUCCCCAGGACACUGAGAGUGAUGACUCAGACAAGUUGACUUCAGUAAGGGUUGGAAAAAAACAAACAACCCCCCCCCAAAACCCAAACCUGACCAAAAAUAUGUUGAUUUAAUACUUCGGUUGCAAAUUUUCUCUGAAUAUAAAUAACGCCAUGUAAUCCCCAUAGGCCCUAUUUCUAAGCUGGGCAGCCAGAAGCAGGUAGCUUUGGCAGUGGGAGGAUGUGGACCCGUGGCGAGAGGUGAUGCUGUGCCCCAUUGUCACCAGUGGGGCCAUUACCCAGCCGCGUCCUGGUCACACACCCCGGCUUCAGCAAGAGGCAGCAAAGAUUUUGGGGUCUUGCUAUUUUAUUUCUGAAGCAAAAGACAAUCCAUCCGUGACUAAUUUCUACAGAGAGUGCCAAGAGCCUGCCUCAAGCCAUGUUGACCACGGAGCAAGGAGCAUAAGGUGGCCCCAAAGGACUUGUCAUUUAAAUAAUUAACCAAGCCUCCAUUUUGGGGUGUAGCAAAUGACAUACCCCCAAAUCACAAAGUCAUUGAAGCAUCCAGACACUAUUUUUCUACCAUCAGUUCCCAUUUCUGGCUUGAAAGCCUUAUGGUUUGAAGCCAUAUGGCUGCCUUGGAUUAGUUUUAACCACGGGGCCAUGCUUCAAGGGUAUUUAUUCAGGCUAGACGUCCACCAAGCCUUUCAGGCUCUCUUUUCACCAAAGAUGGGGCAGAUUAUUUCCCUUUCACUGAUAACUGACCCUGCGCCAUCACAUCUACUCUUUAUUAACAGCAGCGUGAUUAAAACACUGUCAGAAGUACCAAGCCUUUCUGAAGUUUACUGUAAUGAGAACUCACUAUAAUAAGCAGAGGCAAAGGUGCCACGCAACAGGCUACGAGAGAUUUUUAAGAAAGGCUCAAAUGUGGAUGCAUUUUUAAGAAUAAUUUCUUUACAAUCAAACAACAGAAGCUUUGGGCUUUACUGGUAUUUCAUUUGCACCUUCUUGUAAAAUUUAUUUUUCUGUGAACAUAUGAAAUGUUACAUUUUGAAAUGUAAAAAUACUGUGAUGGUAUGAGGUUUUAUUUAAUGCAAAUGUGGUUUUAUAGAUUUAAUUUAUAAAAAAAUAUAUAUUUUGUAGAAAAAUGAUGUGAAUCCCAGAGAGUGUUGGAACACAGAAAGACUUUUUUUCUUUUUGAAAACCCUUCUAUAUAAUAAAACAAUACUCCACCACCUCAUCCCUACAGGAGUCUGAGCCAGUGUGUCUGUACCUGAGUGUUGUCAGCUGAGUAAGCACUGCUAAUUCAUGGAAACCACGAAGCACAUUGUAAUUUGUUCACAGCAAUGAAAAAAUAUUUAUUUUUUUAUUUCCUAUUGUAUAUAAUAAAAAAAUCCCUUUUUAAAAAAAGUUUUAAAUAUAA